Messenger RNA from Ananas comosus (pineapple), 2142 nucleotides. RefSeq names its product transcription initiation factor IIE subunit alpha. The coding region runs from base 349 to 1779 and encodes 476 amino acids. Gene Ontology annotation, biological process: transcription open complex formation at RNA polymerase II promoter; transcription initiation at RNA polymerase II promoter. NCBI's taxonomy places the organism in Eukaryota, Viridiplantae, Streptophyta, Magnoliopsida, Poales, Bromeliaceae. Gene Ontology annotation, cellular component: transcription factor TFIIE complex. The record is from RefSeq and is a predicted model, not a curated record. The transcript is spliced from 11 exons.
CAGCUCCGCUUUUUUUUUUAAAAAAAAUAAUUAAAAGGCACAAAAAAGAGGAAAGGAAGGGAAAUUCUAGGGCUUCGAACGCCUCUUCUUCGCCCCAUCGUUGGCGGAGCGAAGCAGAGGUACUCUACUACUAGGAUUAGGAUUUGAAGUAGGAUCGAGGUGGUACGAGGAAUUGGUGGGAAAUUCAGGGUGUUGAAUCGAUGUAUGAUGGUAUCGUCGUGAAAUCAAGUGUAAUCUCUUUGAAGUAGGUCAAAGUUCUUUUUUCUAUGGUAAAGGUGUGAAUUUGCGCGCUUGGGCAUCCACCAGCGCCCGUAGAUCUCGAGAAAACACCGCUAGGAAUCGCCAAUCAUGAGUUUUGAGCCCUUCAACAGAUUGGUGCGGCUCGCAGCGCGGGCUUUCUACGAUGACAUUACGAUGAAGGGCGAGAACCAGCCCAAGACGGGGAGGGGCGACAAUCGAGGAAUUGCCGUCGUGGUCCUCGACGCGCUUACGAAGCGACAAUGGGUCAGAGAGGAAGAUUUGGCUAAGUCUUUAAGGCUGCAUUCGAAACAACUUCGCCGUACUUUACGGUUUUUUGAAGAAGAGAAAUUAAUAACAAGAGAUCAUCGAAAAGAGUCAGCUAAGGGCGCAAAGAUAUACAGUGCUGCAGCAGCUGCCGCCAUUGAUGGUCAAGUAGUUAAGGAGGGUGACGAGAAGAUUAAAAUGCAUACGCAUUCUUACUGCUGCUUGGAUUAUGCACAGAUAUUUGAUGUUGUACGAUAUCGAAUGCAUCGAAUGAAGAAGAAACUGAAGGACGAAUUGGACAGCAGGAAUACGAUUCAACAGUACAUAUGUCCUAACUGUGGGAGGAGAUAUUCAGCUUUCGAUGCACUGCAACUUAUAAGCUAUACGGAUGAGUACUUUCAUUGUGAAAAUUGCAAUGGAGAACUUGUUGCGGAGAGUGACAAGCUUGCUGCUGAGGAAAUGGGGGAUGGUGAUGAUAAUGCAAGGAAGCGGAGGCGUGAAAAAUUGAAGGACAUGCUUCAAAAGUUGGAGGAGCAACUGAAGCCAUUGGCGCAACAGCUUGCAAGAGUGAAGGAUUUGCCAGUUCCUGAGUUUGGAACUUUGCAAGCUUGGGAGGCUAAAUUAAGUGCAGUUGCUCGUGCAAAUGGAGAUGCAAAUGGGGGUGAUCCUACCAAAUCUUCCCAAGGGCAAGGAUAUGGUGGAACACCAAUGCCGUUUCUUGGGGAGACAAGCGUUGAAGUGGCACUAUCUGGUGUUGAAGUUAAAGAAGAGGAUACAGAGACUGAUACUAAAACCACACCUAUGAAAGUUUUACCCCCAUGGAUGAUCAAACAAGGAAUGAACCUCACAAAGGAACAAAGAGGAGAGGUCAAACCCGUGCCCAAAAUCGAUCAGAGCUCGGAACCCGUGGAUGACAAGAAGCCAAAGGAUAUAAAAGAAGAUGAUGAAAAGAACAUACAGGAUGAAUAUCUAAAGGCCUACUAUGAGGCUUUGGUGAAGAGGCAGAAAGAACAAGAAGAAGCAGCAAGGAGGAUAGAACAGCAACAAGAGGAGAAUAGAACAUCUACUUCUGACCAAUUUACUGCUAGUGUUUCUGAGCGACGAGUUGGCAUGAAGUUUAAACGGGAGGAAAAUGAGAACGAUGAUGUUGAAUGGGAAGAGGGUCCACCACCUUCAGUGAAUACAGGUGAAACGUUUUAUAAACUUGCUGAUUUGAAUGUCGAGGCCGAUGCAGUUGCUGAUGAUGAAGAUGACAUUGACUGGGAAGAAGGUUGAGCAGGAGACUUAAGUUUGAACUUAAAGGGGGCUACUUCUCUCUUUCAGAAUUAGUAAAAAAGGUUCUGAUUGAAGUGGGGAGAUUCUCUCUAUAGCAUCUCUCUUCCACUACACUUAGAUGCUGUGUCACCAAGAUAGUUGGGGUAUACGAGAACCUUAUGUAGAAAAUUUUUCAAAAAUACUAUUUCUAAUUUUUUUUCGAGGUUAGUUUGCGAAAAAAGCACUUGUAAAAGAAGUUGAACCUUUCUGUCUAUCUUUAGAACAUACUGCAAGAUCAGAUUGUAAAAUCAGUCAAAGAACAUCCUGAUGUUUGCCUUUUAAGUGUUGGUGUUUUAAGUUGCAUAGUUGUGCACAUUGACAUUA